Molecule: messenger RNA, 762 nt
Organism: Trametes versicolor FP-101664 SS1
Lineage: Eukaryota; Fungi; Basidiomycota; Agaricomycetes; Polyporales; Polyporaceae
Exons: 7
Coding region: 1-762 (253 amino acids)
Biological process (GO): poly(A)+ mRNA export from nucleus
Cellular component (GO): nucleus
Source: RefSeq, a predicted model, not a curated record
AUGGAGUCUAAGCUGAAAUCCCUCAAGGUCGUCGACCUCAAAGAUCUCCUCAAUAAGGCCGGCACCCCCAUCCCAAGCAAGGCCAACAAGCAGGACCUCAUAAACAAAAUCCUCGCCACUCCUGCCGCAGUUGACGUCUACAACCAGCAACACGGCGGCGCGCCCGCGCAGACCACCUCAAAACCCGCCUCGAAGGCACAGGAGAAGCCCCAAGCACAGCCACAACCGGCAGAAACCACCUCCACUCCGACUUCUCCUCCAAAACCCUCUAAGCCUGCCUCCGCCGCUCCGGCCGCAUCUGCAAAGCCCGCGUCACAGGCUGCACCGUCUGAAGAACGCGCGCGAGCUUCGGAGGAGCCUACUCUUUCAUCAACGUCGACUGCCGACACCGCCGAGAUCAUCGCUGUACAGGAUGAAGAGGCAGAGAGACGCAAGGCUCGCGCCGCACGCUUCGGCAUUCCGAUAGUUGAAUCCCCGAAACCCCAGCCAGCACCGGCUCAGAAGAAGGAAAAGGCCGCAGCGAAUGGGAAGGCGGCAAAGAUUGCAGUUGCCACCUCUCCGGAGGACCUCGAGAAGCUCUCCGCUCGUGCAGCACGGUUCGGCAUCCAGGCACCGGUAGCAGACGCUACGAAGACUAAUGGGACGGCGAACGGCCGCAAGCGCGCUGCCCCCGCGCCGGAUCCUGUCGAUGACGAGGAGCUUCUCCGGCGGAAGAAGCGCGCAGAGCGGUUUGGCAUCCCCAUUGUUGGUGCCAGCGCAUAG